CAGACCUUUGAAUUGUAUUCUUGCUUCUGCUCAGCGUGAAAGAAACAUGGCAUCUGCAGGUCUCCAGAUUUUGGCUGUCUUUCUGGCAACCAUCGGCUUUCUUGGAGAUAUCAUCAUCUGUGCCUUGCCCAUGUGGAAGGUAUCCGCUUUCAUCGGUAACAACAUAGUGACGGCGCAGACCUUUUGGGAGGGCCUGUGGAUGAACUGUGUGAUGCAGAGCACCGGGCAGAUGCAGUGCAAGGUCUACGACUCUCUACUGGCCCUCCCUAACGAUCUGCAGGCGGCCCGGGCCCUGGUUGUGGUCUCCAUCCUGGUCGUCUUAAUGGGAAUCCUGCUUUCUGUCGCCGGGGGAAAAUGCACCAACUGCAUUGAAGAUGAAGACGCCAAGAGCAGGGUAGCCAUCGCUGCUGGGGUGUUCUUCAUCGUUGGUGGAAUCCUGUGCCUGGUCCCUGUGUGCUGGUCUGCGCACGUGGUCAUCAGAAACUUCUACAACCCCAUUAUGGUGGACGCACAGAGGAGAGAGCUCGGAGCGGCGCUGUUCAUCGGUUGGGGAUCAGCAGGACUCCUGUUGAUUGGAGGGGCACUCCUCUGCUGCCAGUGUCGGCAGCGUAAAGAUAGCAGAUACUCUGCCAAAUAUUCUGCCCCACGCUCAGCAGCCAGUGGAGGAGCCUAUGUUUAAAAUGGCUGCUUUCUUGACUUGGAAACGGGACUGAACUCUUCAAAGUAAUGUUUU
Messenger RNA from Anoplopoma fimbria (sablefish), 733 nucleotides. RefSeq names its product claudin-like protein ZF-A89. Gene Ontology annotation, cellular component: bicellular tight junction; plasma membrane. The record is from RefSeq and is a predicted model, not a curated record. Gene Ontology annotation, molecular function: structural molecule activity. Bases 47 to 679 code for a protein of 210 amino acids. Lineage: Eukaryota; Metazoa; Chordata; Actinopteri; Perciformes; Anoplopomatidae. The transcript has a single exon. Gene Ontology annotation, biological process: bicellular tight junction assembly; cell adhesion.